AUGUUGUAAUGUUAUACUUAAUAUGAUUAUUAUUAUUGUUUUAAUUGACGUAUGGCAUAUGGCUGAGACUCCAUCAUUUGGCGCGGCCCCGUGCUGAUUGUCCGCGUACACUCUGGUCGUUUCAGCUCGUGCACGUUUGGACAUUUAAACUUCUCGUGAAUUAGGAUUCGUAAAUAAAUAAAUGUCUUUUGAUUGUUUUGUUCCCAGACGGAAGGCACAAACAGUGAGGAGUUACGUAACGUCCCAGCGAAGGGGGCCGACCAACGCGGUCGUGCGCUCGGGUCGAGGCGGGAAACCGGAUCACGAGAGAAAAAAAAGUAAACGACCAUUAAAGUUGAUUUAUUUUAUGAUAUGUUUUUUAUUACACGGUAAUAUCUUGAAAUGUGAAGCCUACAUAACUUCCGCUGAGUCACGCGUGACCACGGAGUGCAUUUCGGAUUAAAGAACUCCCCCCUCCCGGCCGUGCGACAUGGUACGGUCCGCGCCGCGUCAUCCAUUGUUUACAAAUCGACCUCCCGGGGUUCGUUGCGGCGUGGUGAGAGCGAGGAGCGGCCCGACGGCUCUCAGUCACACCGACCACCAGCGACGUAAACACCCCGAAACCACGCACCGACACCCGGGUCCGCCGCCGCCAGCAUGCCGUGCCGGAAGGAGGACUACAUCUUCCUGGAGCAGUCCGUGUCGGUGGACUCCAGCGAGGUGGACGCGCUGGUCUCGAGGAUCGGAGAGGCGCUGCAGCUGCACAACAACAACAACAACAGCGGCGGCGGCGCGCACCAGAAGACGGUGUCCGUGUCCUGCCUGCACGGGCUCAGCGGCCGGCCAGAGGCCGUCCUCGGCGGAGGCGUCGCGGGUGGAGGUGCUCUGCAGAAGCGCCGCGGCUGCUGCAUGCGGCUCCGGACCCACCGGGCGAGCCCGUACUGCGUCCCCGGGUCUGCCGGGGACCGGGACUGGGACCAGAUCAGACCGUGGUAUAAGAAACGGAAAGACGACGACGAGGAGGACGACGACCCGCACCGCAUGCUGCAGGAGCUGAUCCUCUCGGGGAACCUGAUCAAAGAGGCCGUGAGGAGGCUCCAGGGCCCCAACGCGGCCGACGGCGGGCCGAGCUGAUGCCGCACCGGGGGGGCCGGGGGUCUCUACCGGCCCCGGUCCCCUACACGGACACACGAACUGUUUUUUAGAAUACAAUCUCACGGGACUGGUAGCUAUGCGUUUUCUAAUGUGUUUUGUUUGUAUGGGCCGGGCCCUCCGGGUGGGGGGUCCGUGUGGGGGGGGGGGGGUCCACCAUCUUUAACCGUUUCAUUGGAGAAGAAAGUUUAUUUCAAACCCCCCUCCCCUUUUUUGUUUUUGAACGCAGAUCUCGUGGGAUUUUACGUGAAAACUCAGAUCUCGCGAGAGGUUGUUUGUUUGCGCGUGUGAGUAGUUCUGUGAACAACAAUGAGGUUGCUUGGUGAUUGCGUCACCGUGAACAGAGACCGGAAGUCGGAGCGUCAUUCAUUUCUGAUUUACCACCGAAACUUGUCCAUGUGUUAUUUUUUGGGGGAGGGGCGCAGACCUUCAUGGUGGGGGCAGGAGACCAUUUUGUUUACAACCACAUGCCCCCCCCCAUGCUCAUUGAAUGUCAUCGUCAGUGAGCUGGUUUAUAUACAUGUGUGUAUUUACACAUACGUGUGUGUGUGUAUAUGUGCAUAACUGUCAGCACCACAUUUAGCUCUCCGACUUUUAUUUUCAAAGAACUUUAACCGGAGAGGAAGCCGUUUGUCGUGGGGGUCGCUGGUCACGUGACUUCCGUGGUGCUCACCUGUGAAUUCCCACCGAGGAGUUGUUGUUUCUAUUCCGUGAAGAAGAACUGCUUCGUACCGAAGCCUCUGUGAGUUCCUGUAUCCAGGAGUCUGUUUCUGUUCCUUUGUGUUUAAUAAAAGCCAUUUUGUUUUUCCAGAA
Molecule: messenger RNA, 1944 nt
Organism: Pseudoliparis swirei
Lineage: Eukaryota; Metazoa; Chordata; Actinopteri; Perciformes; Liparidae
Gene: gbp
Product: glycogen synthase kinase binding protein
Exons: 1
Coding region: 637-1113 (158 amino acids)
Cellular component (GO): cytoplasm
Source: RefSeq, a predicted model, not a curated record